UUUUCUUAUCGAUAUCAUAUUCGGGAAUUGCCCUUUUCUUUAUUGCUUCAUAAAGCAAAUGGACCAGGACACAGCGCGCGCAUUGUUUGAAGCCGGCGGCUGCCUUGUGGUUCUCGGGGCACCAGCCGGCAUGGAGUUUGGCGUCGACUUGGAUACAUGGGAAACAGGGCCAUUAUUUAAGGGCAUCAAAAUGAUUCCGCCCGGCAUACAUUAUGUCCACUACAGUGCGGUGAAUACCGAUAGCCAAGCGGGCAUGCGUAGCGGGUUCUUCCACGAAUUUGUUUCAAAAGAGGUGGUUGUGCAAAAGUGGAAUCCGGAAACCGAACUAAUGGAGCCCGUCGCGGGAGCCGAGGCGGAGCGGAUCAAAAUGAACAUCAGGCAAUUGGAUGCCAAUCUUGGUGCUUACCCGCUCUCCACCGACCACGACUCGAUGUACCGCCGGUGGCUGUAUCUGACCAGCAGCAUCACCGGCGCGAUGCUUGCGCGCAUUAUGCCCGGAAACCAUGCAUUUACGUCAGCUACCGGCUCCCGCUACGAGGACGAGGAAAUGGCGCUGGCGCAAAAAAUGCUGGCGCGCGCCUACCCCCAUACGCCCCACCCCGCUCUGGAUACAGACCUAGCCGACCGGUUCGACUUCCCGCACAUCAACAUCCGGCGCUCAUUCCCAGCGGGUGCUACCGGAACGGAACUCCAAAAGUACAGCCAAGACAAGUCCUGGCUUUUGCGCCACUGUCUCAGGGAAAUCUGGCAUGGCGAGCAGGAGCUGCUGGGAGAGUUCCAGCUGGCGUUCCUGAUCAUCUUUGUCGGGCAGAACUUUGCCGGGUUCGAGCACUGGAAGCGGCUUCUGCACUUGGUGCUGGGCAGCCGCGAGGCGCUGAAAGACAUGGCUGCGGAUUUGGUCGUGCCUAUGCUUAGGGUGUUCAUGCGCCAGCUGACGGACUGCCCGCGCAGUUUCGUCACCGAGGUGCUCGAGAGCGAUAACUUCGUGGCGCAAAUCCUCAAUGAGCUGGUGCUCAAUGCUUACGAGAUGGACGUUGGUGAGCUGGACCAGGAGAUCGGCCGGCUGCGCGUGUUCCUCCGGGACAGGUUCAGUUGGACCUUGAUGGAGGGCCCGCAGCUGCAGGAGCUGGCGGAUGCCGAGGAGGGCGAGUAUGCGCCGGUGGUCGUGGAUAUGGGGUGAUUUGGUGUAAUCGGCGAUCAGCACAAAAGCAUACCGGCUAUUAGCCCAGCGCUUCUCCCAUCCUGGACUGUCUUCUAAACCCCUUUGGCUCUUUCAAU
Messenger RNA from Linderina pennispora, 1278 nucleotides. Its product is annotated as AAR2-domain-containing protein. Gene Ontology annotation, biological process: spliceosomal tri-snRNP complex assembly. Bases 59 to 1180 code for a protein of 373 amino acids. NCBI's taxonomy places the organism in Eukaryota, Fungi, Kickxellomycota, Kickxellomycetes, Kickxellales, Kickxellaceae. The record is from RefSeq and is a predicted model, not a curated record. The transcript is spliced from 3 exons.